Cygnus olor (mute swan) is the source of this 4545-nucleotide messenger RNA. It is a transcript of the gene RNF146, whose product is annotated as ring finger protein 146. Gene Ontology annotation, cellular component: cytoplasm; nucleus. Gene Ontology annotation, biological process: ubiquitin-dependent protein catabolic process; Wnt signaling pathway. The transcript is spliced from 4 exons. Bases 2766 to 3845 code for a protein of 359 amino acids. The record is from RefSeq and is a predicted model, not a curated record. Lineage: Eukaryota; Metazoa; Chordata; Aves; Anseriformes; Anatidae. Gene Ontology annotation, molecular function: poly-ADP-D-ribose binding; zinc ion binding; ubiquitin protein ligase activity.
UUUUGUCAGGUUUGUGAUAUGAAAAACACAGCAGCCCCUAACACAGGGGAUUGUUUAAAAUAGGCCUUAAAGUGCCUCCAUAAAUGCAUCGCCAAAAACGGCCUGCUGUAACAGUACUGAGCGCCCGGUACAAAACCCUGAUAUCGAUUUGGUCGCUUUGAGUAAAUCUUAAAUAUCGAAUGUUUGCGAGAGCUCGCUUGACAGUUCUGUGUGGUUAAUGCUGUGGCUGCCUUCCGAGGGAAUCAAAGUGCCAAUUGUUUGAAUCGCUACAGUGCGGAAUCUGUACGGGGAGGAAGAAACAAGUUCUUUUUGUUUCCUUCAAAACCCGCUGCAUCAGUUGAGAUGUAACGCAGUUGUCAUUUGCCGAGAGGGAUAGAACUGCAGGGUUUCGAAGGAGUUUGAAUAGUGGGCUCUUGGAAACGGUGGAAAAAAAAAACCUUUAUUGGAAUUGAUUUUUCCCCCUCUCCUUCUUCUGUGCAUGAUAAUCAAGUCUUUCUGUUUAGAGAUGUUCCUGUACUUAGUUUGUGUUUCCGAAGCAUUGAUAACUUCAAAUGAACCUAUUCUUGCUUUGUUUUCCUACAGGAACUUUGACACUAUCAUUUUGCUUGAGUGAGAAGCUAAUGUUUUGCUCUCUUAAAUAAAAUGAAAUAUAUACUUCAAAUUCAGUGGUCCAGUUGUAACACAGGACAAGAAAUUCAUUUUGAAUAAAUAUGCAGCAGUUCAAUACCAAAAUGGUUGACUGCUCUGCACUUGACUAUUUUUCUGUGGUUUAGUUCUAAAUCUAUACAAGGUGUGUUUUUCUUUGUUUUUGUUUUUUAAUUAAUGUGUAACGGCACUGCAUAAAGAAUGACAGGGAAGUUGAAGCUUCAUCACAUCAGUAAUUCCCAAAGAUACUCUAAUUUUAAGAAAGAGGUACAGAGAAGUCACUAUUAACAGGAGACAGUGAGAUUAUUUAUCUGCUGUGCUGUGCAUUGCCUGGUGAUGGUUUAAAAAAUAUCUGAAAGGCUCAGUACCUUUAGCUGACGCUGUGUUGAAAAUAACAGGCCUUCAGCUGGGAGAAUGAGUUUUUUUCCCUCCCCUUAUUUAAAAAAAAAAAAAAAGGCAAAAACCAUACCAAAACCACUUCUUUCCUUCUUUUCCUUGUAUUUGGCUCAUGGUGGCUGGUAGGGAAGGACGGAGUUCUGUCCCCUGCUUCCACCUUCUUCCACCCUCCCUCCCCCAGGAAUCGAGGUAUGAGGUAGGGAGCUUGAUGGAAACAGUCAAGUACUUAACUACAUAAAAGCAUUUACCGUUUUUAUUUUGUAGUGCUGCACCCGUUGAUUUUUCAGCCUAUGGGGACACAAAGGAUUAGCUUGUGGUAACUAGUUUAAAGUAAUCUGUAGGGUGCUGCAGAAUUUAUCAUCUAAGGCAGGAUUUAAAUAAGGCUGUAGGUAACACCACAUUUACAUUCAGGAGCUGGCUUCUUAAAUAUGUGCAUUUCUGGAAUAUUUUCUUAAAAGUUAUUGUUGCUUUUUUUCUUUUUGCUCUGGUCUCCAAAGCAAAAGAAAAAUGGGGAAAAAAAAAAAAAGUAGUUUGGGCUCCGAUAGGUUACUGGGAAUCUGAUGUGCAGCAGUUGACUGACAAGAAAGGUUUUGUUCCGUCUUGGUCUAGUAAAAGCUGGAUGUUUUCCUCAAGGAAGACCUCGGGUCGCUUUCGGAUGGCAGCUCAGGUAGGAGGUCAGCCACUUUGGAGUCAUAAAGCUGCGUGGAAGAGGCUGGCACAACUUCUCCCAGCAAGCGUCCCUGGAGACUUCAAGGGAACAAAGAGCAGUCAGACACCGCCUGAGCCUCAGCGUGGGAGGAGCUGUUGCCCAGCUGCUGAUGCCAGGUCGAAGCCCUUGCUCCUGGGCAGUGGGAUUGUCCUUCAUCUGUUGCGUGUUGAGUGCCCGUUUCAAAAUCGGCGUGUGAUGGGACGCGUGGGUUUAGUGAGUGCGCAAGGGGAAGGGACUCUUGCAGGUUGCCACAGUUAGCGUAACUCCCCGUACGAGGUGCUCGUCUAACGUAGGAAGUUAAUUGCUAAGUAGAGAACACAGCUCUUAGCCACUUAACUUCAAAGGAGCAGAGUCCGGGAAGGGGUGUGUGUGUAACCACAAGCGUCUUUUAUCCCGUUUUGUAAAAUUUUCAUGGCUGGCUUAUUAAGUAAAUAACAACGUAAUGAAGAGCAGAGGUUACCUGAAGUCAGUUUGUGAACUAGUUCUUUUUAAGAGCUAUGCAGCAUUUAGAAAGUUGCCUUACCAUAAUCCCAUAAUUAUGCCCUAAUUGGAUUCUUCCAGGUAUAAUUACAUGCAUCGUGUAUGUGCGUGCGUUUUUUUCCUAGGAGAUCUGUCAGAGCUGACCCAGCGUCCUUCUCCCAUCUCCACGUAACAUUUGGUCUUUGAAUGCUCCACCUCUGACAGUGGAUUGUAGGAGGUAGCAGAUAAAACCUGCAGAAGGAAUAGAAAGCCAGGACCUGAGCUGAAGGGCUGGGCACCACACCCACGGCAUCGAGCUUGUUGCAACCGUCUCUUUGAUCAUAGCAAACACGUGUGCAGAGAAGCUGAAACGCUGCAGUGUACCGUUGGGCAGGACAGACAAGGAAUGAGCCAGCCUUGGGAAAGAGGACCUGCCAUCCUAGCUGGAGACAUCUGAAGAGAGGACAUCUUAGUCUCGUGGCAUGCGUCAGUAGAAAUUACCCAGAGAAACAUGUGUUCGUAAGAUGCAUAAAGCAGUGAAGGCUUUUACUGUAACAUGAGGGAUUUUCUCUUGAGGAUGGCUGGCUGUGGUGAAAUAGAUCAUUCGAUCAACAUGCUUCCCACAAAUAGGAAGACAAAUGAGUCAUGUGCUAAUGCAGCACCUUCCCUGACAGUCCCUGAAUGUGCUAUCUGUCUGCAAACGUGUGUCCAUCCAGUAAGUCUGCCUUGUAAACAUGUUUUCUGCUAUCUGUGUGUGAAGGGAGCUUCUUGGCUUGGGAAACGAUGUGCGCUCUGCCGGCAGGAGAUUCCAGAGGAUUUUCUCGACAAGCCAACCUUAUUGUCACCAGAAGAACUCAAAGCAGCAAGCAGAGGCAACGGAGAAUAUGCUUGGUACUACGAAGGUAGAAAUGGUUGGUGGCAGUAUGAUGAACGUACCAGCAGAGAGCUGGAAGAUGCCUUUUCCAAAGGUAAAAAGAGCACUGAAAUGCUGAUUGCUGGGUUUUUAUACGUAGCAGAUCUUGAAAAUAUGGUUCAGUAUAGGAGAAAUGAGCACGGACGCCGCAGGAAAAUAAAACGGGACAUUAUAGAUAUUCCAAAGAAGGGAGUGGCUGGGCUUAGGUUGGACUGUGACGCUAACACUGUCAACCUGGCGAGAGAGAGCUCCGCUGACGGUGCAGACAGCACAGCGACCCCGGGGGCUGCAGCCGUACAGCCCCUGGUGCCCGUUUCUGCUAGGCCCCUGCCGUCACUCGAUGGUCAGCUGAUGAGUCCUUCAACACCAUCGCCUGAUGCAAGCACUUCUCUAGAAAACUCUUUUGCCCAGUUGCAAAUAAAUGGAGACAGUAUGGCCGAAAGGAGCCACAGGGGAGAGGGAGAGGAAGACCACGAAUCAUCAUCGUCCGGUAGGGUGCCAGCCCCUGACGCCUCUGUGGAGGAGACCGAAUCGGAUGCUAGCAGCGAUAGCGAGGAUGUGUCUGCCCACCUCCAGCAACAUCCAUCCUCUGCCCAGCAGAGACACUUGAAUGCAAACGCAAACCAGUCAGGAGUGGAUAGACCAGUGGCAGGGGGAGGGGUGGUAAACGCAAGCGUAAGGUCUAGAAGGCCAGAUGGACAGUGCACAGUCACUGAAGUUUAAAUCUGGAGCCAUGCGAUUGAAAAACUCAGUCCCGUAUCUGUAAAUUUUCUGUCCACAUUGGCAUUGCACUCAAACCUAGCAGUGUGUUUGGUGGGAGGGUGGGGUGAAGGGGAGAACCAGAUUUGGCCUAACUUAAGUCUCUUAACAUGUCUCAGCUGGAAGACUAACUGUAAGAAACUGGGUCGUCCUGUUAAUGGUUUGAAAGCUGCUUAGCAAUACCCAGUUUUCUUGAAAAUGUCUUGUGUUUAUUUUGUAGCAUCCUCCCCUUGGAGAUACUCGGUCCCUUUUUGGCCAAUGUAUAUCUACUGUACAACUUGAAUUGUUUUCAUUAUCUGACUGUUGCAUUAAGUGUCUUACUACUUUCUGCAUGGAUUGAUGUAUGAAAAGAACACUAAAGCAAUGCGGGAGCAGGCAAGAUGUUGGGUGUGAGCAGGAUGCUUAAUUUAAUGUGAGAAAAUAGAUGUGAGUUUGGAGUUAAAAUGUGUUUUUACUAGACAAAGAGCAAUCAUUUACCUUCAAUGGAAAUGUAAAAAUGCUGUUAACUUUUGUUGCAAAUUCUUACCUAUACACUUCAUGGCAUUUUCACUGGCUUUGCCAUCUAGUCCUUGUAGUUCUGUUUUUGAGGUCUUUCUUGAUCUGUCUCGUUUUUGUUACGGAAUUUAUAAUUUAAUAAAAUUACAUUUUACCAGUAACAAUCUUA